UUAAACUGUCCUCUAUCAAUACGGGCGACGAUGACAAUGACUACCCCAGAUUCGAGAUGAAGGAGAAAUUCGAUCUGGUCAUUGAAGAGCUGAGUUUAUACUUUGAGAUCAGCCAUGACUCAGGAGAAGCUGCAGUCAUUGAGCUAUGCGUUGGGAAAGAGCUUAGCCCCAGCGAAGAGUACGUUUCUGCUUCACGCUUCAGUGACCGUCCGCGCAGCCCAGCUGCAGGGCCACCCAGAGACACGUCCAUGGGAGAUGAUGAGGGCACUCUGAAAACCAGUCGUGCUGAACCAGAGAAGGCAUGUGCUGCUGAGGGCCUGGACAGUGAGCAGGAGGUGCCAGUUGACUGCAGCCUGCUCUCAGAGGGAGAGGAGCUCAUGUACUCUUCAGUCAAGCAGAAAGAGCCCAGGGAGGCUGAGCAGAGAGGACGAUCCUGGGACCCAGCCUUCAUGUUUCUCUCCUGCCUCGAUCAGUUCAACACAACAGGAAAGCCUGAACAGAACCAGAGACUGGAGCCUUUAAAAACUUGCUCUCGUCCAAUCAGGGUGGGUCUCUCAAAGAAGGCCAAAACCAAACAGCUGCAUCCCUACAAAUAAACUUUUUAAUAGUUUACUACCAAAAUCCUACUUGUUACUAUUUAUAUUUAAACAUAUUAUAUGCAUGGCAAUUAGAAUAUAUAAUGGCAGUUGAUUAUCUUAGUUUAGCAUCAUAUUUGUUUUCAUUGCUUGUUCACUGCAAUACUGUUUUAGAAAAUAUACACAGUACUAUUGCUUUGGGAGCAUCUUGAGUUGUUUAAAAAACCUGUUUCCCAGAAGAUUAAAUAUGAAUUUAAUAUUACACCUUGGCAAUAAAAACGACACUUUC
This is a messenger RNA of Osmerus eperlanus (European smelt), 864 nucleotides long. RefSeq names its product RAD51-associated protein 2-like. Lineage: Eukaryota; Metazoa; Chordata; Actinopteri; Osmeriformes; Osmeridae. The record is from RefSeq and is a predicted model, not a curated record. The transcript is spliced from 3 exons. The coding region runs from base 57 to 596 and encodes 179 amino acids.